This is a messenger RNA of Anopheles maculipalpis, 898 nucleotides long. RefSeq lists its product as uncharacterized. The record is from RefSeq and is a predicted model, not a curated record. The coding region runs from base 2 to 898 and encodes 298 amino acids. The transcript is spliced from 5 exons. Lineage: Eukaryota; Metazoa; Arthropoda; Insecta; Diptera; Culicidae.
GAUGGUGAUGCUGUUGCAGGUGUUUCGCUGGAUUCCCAUUUGCAUAAUUCUUGUUGAAGUACAAGAAUGGCACCGGGCACUAGCGCUGCGAUUGACAAACAUGAACGUUCCGGAAGUGGUCGACUAUCGUGAUACGGUAACACUAUCCUGUAGCUAUGAUCUGGGUACUCACCAAUUAAACUCCGUUAAAUGGUACAAAGGCAAUAAGGAGUUUUACAGGUAUGCGCCAAUGUUGUUUCCAAAAGUGACAACCUACCCGGUAGAAGGCAUCGUCGUCGCAAACGACCGGCCUACUAUCUGCAAUCAGUAUCUAUGCUCGAUCCGGCUGACCGAGCUGCAGCGUCGCACGAGCGGCGAGUAUCGGUGCGAAAUAUCGGGUGACGCACCCGAGUUCAAGCUCGCAAACGGGACGCGCAACAUGACGGUUGAGGUGCUGCCCCAGGACGAUCCCACCAUUAGCGGACUCAGUGCCAGCUACCUGCCAAACGAGCACAUCGCCGCAAACUGUACCUCGGAUCGUUCAACACUCGCCACCCGUCUGCUGUGGUUCAUCAAUGGACGCACAGUUCCGAUGGAGUACCUACAGCAGCAGCAGGAAACCACGCUCGAAAGCGAUGGGUUUUACCUGCGUUACCGCACGCUGGAAAUGCGUGUGCCAGUGGACAGGCUGGUGCAACGUGAGCUAGACAACGUUAUCUAUAUCAAGUGCAUGGCCUCGGUCGAUGCUGCACCGUCGAUUGGCCGUGAGGCAAAUGCGGUGGUCGGGUUGCGCAGCCAUCGUUCGUCGUUGUUUGGGUUCGGAGGCCAUAGUCGAGCAACUGGCAGAAGCAAUAUCAUCCCGGGACUUGAUCUUAAAGUCAAUCUGGCAGCUGAUAAAGAAGGCAACAACAGUAACUAA